ACAAACUGACUGAAAUGCAUCAACAGUUUAUAGAGGAGUCUCAGCUGACUUUUACUGAGGAAGAACUGAAUCUACUACAGUUCCACAUGAGUAACUUAGAAUAUGCUUGUGGUUGCGACCUCAGCAAACUGUCUGCCAUAAAUUGGGAUCAGAAUGAGGCUUUCCCACAAUUCUCUGGUAACCAUGCCCUUGUUGGGGAAGGCUAUUCCACCAUUUUGAAUAGAUUGGCUGAUGGCUUAGAGAUAAAGUUAAACACUAAGGUGAAAUCUGUAGAUUACUCUGGUGAUAAAGUAGUGGUCAGUUCUGAAAAUGGCCAGAAGUGGACAGCAGACAAGGUGAUAAUCACUGUUCCACUGUCCCUACUUCAGAAGUCUGUGAUAUCAUUCACCCCAAGUUUACCUGAACAUAAAGUUAAGGCUUUCCACAAACUAGGGACAGGUGUAACAGAAAAGAUUGCCUUACAGUUCCCAGAGAGGUUCUGGCAGAACAAGGCAAAAAAAGCAGGUUUUUUUGGCCAUGUGCCUUCAGAUGAAUCUCAGAGAGGCCUUUUCAGUAUGUUCUAUGAUCUCACGCCAAAGGAUAACCCUAGCAGCCCUUUUGUCCUGAUUAGCCAGUUGAGUGGGAAAGCUGUGGAAGUUCAGAGUGAGAAGACUGAUGAGGAGAUUGUCAAAUGCUGUGUGGGGGUUUUAGGAAAAUUAUUCCCUGAAAAGCCAAUCCCAGAACCUGAGAAGUGGUUUGUUACUCGCUGGCACAGUAUGGAGAACAUAGGCAUGGCGUACAGCUACGUCCCUAUUGGCAGUGGUGGUGACACCUAUGAUAUUGUUGCUGAGGAUGUAGACCAGAAAGUUUUCUUUGGUGGAGAGGCCACCCAGCGUCAGUUUCCACAGACAGUCACAGGAGCCUAUCUGAGCGGAGUGAGAGAGGCAGCCAAAAUUAUCACACUUCCAGACACAGUAGAAUCAUGACACUGCAUGUACUCACGCCCCUAGGCAGAGAUGGUGGUGACACCUAUGAUAUUGCUUUGGGGAAGAUGAUAAAAAUGUUUUAUGUCAGGGGAACUAUGUUUUAGGUCACAGAAGAGUUGUUGUACAUGUAUACCAUAGGACUUUCAACUUUAGAUAUGAGUAUCUGUUUAAGAUGAAAAAAAAAAGCCAUCAGAAAAUGUUCCUGUAGGAUGUCCUGUAGGACUCAGUGGAACUCUGUAGGACUCCUCCAUGACUCUAGACUCUAUAUGACUCCUACAUUACUCUAUAUGACUCCUACAGGACUCUAUGGGACUCCUACAGGACUAACUCAAUCCUACAGGACUGUAUGGAACUCCUACAGGACACUAUAUGACUCCUACAUUACUCUAUAGGACUCCUAUAGGACUCUAUGGGACUCCUACAUUACUCUAUAGGACUCCUACAGGACUCUAUGGGACUCCUACAGGACUAACUCCUACAGGACUCUAUUGGACUCCUACAGGACUCUAUGGGACUCCUACAAGACUCUGUGGGACUUAGUAGGAAUUCUAUCAGUUCUAUAGGAAACAUAUGUCCUAUAGGAUAUGGGGUUAAUUUAUUAUAGAACCCUGUAUGAGAUAUCUCUUAGAAAGGUGGAGAAUUCACAGCUUGACCUCCAGCUCCCAUUAUUGGCAGAAUAAACAAAUAAUCCCAGUUUGGAAUUAAUUGUGCAGAAUUUGAGUGCAAAAAAGCAUAUAAGCAGUGCAUUUAUUAUCUCACAGGGAAUAUAUUUCACAACUGCACAGCUUUGUCACAUCCCACCGCACUGCCACAUUAUUCAGUAUUACAUUUGUAUUUGUGUAGAAGCUCAUACAGUAUAUGUAAAUCAUGUAAGGCAGUUUGUGUGUGUGUGUGGGGGGUCCCUUUCACAAGUAUCCUUUUAACUGUUUUGACUAAUCAGAAUUAAUCCAGUUAACUGAAUGGUGGUGUCAAGCAUGUGAGCUCUGUUUAGGCAACUCUUUCAGUUACAUGAAAGGCAGCUUGUUAUAUUGUGAAUCUAUCAAAGUGUUUGGAUACAGAAAAGUGUAACACAAGAUGUGAGGACUCGUGUCUGGACCAGUUGAUACAAUUGUAAGAUGCAUGAAAUAGGUGAAAUUAUUUAUCACGUCUGGCAUGUCUCUUCAAAUGGGAUUUAAAUGUACAAAUAACGAUUUAUACAAGAUACAUAGAGGUAGAAUUUAUAGUCCAGAUUUUGUUUACUAUUUAAUGCUAUUGCUAUACCAAAGAUUUAUCUCUGUAUUCUAGAGAGCCCCUUGUGGGUGAGUUGUGUGAUGUAUUAAUAAUUUUCCGUAAGUUAUAUGUACCAAUACCAGAACUCAUUUUGUCAUUUUAGCCAAACAAUUACAUAGAUUAUAGCAGGAUAAAAUUCAAGCUUAUGAAUGAUCAACAUUUUGCUGUUUAUGAAUUUUGGGUACUAGCAAUUAUAUUGGUAUUUUGAGCCAGAAUGUCAGUUAGAUUGUACUAGGAUAAAUUUUAAGGGAGCAUUCCCAUAAGCCUAUGUUCUAGCUGGAUCAAUCUAACUUCUUGGGGAUUCUUGCUAAAUUACAUUCAGUUUGAGAGGCUUAAAUGUCUGGCAUACC
Messenger RNA from Lingula anatina, 2584 nucleotides. RefSeq names its product lysine-specific histone demethylase 2. Gene Ontology annotation, molecular function: protein binding; zinc ion binding; oxidoreductase activity. NCBI's taxonomy places the organism in Eukaryota, Metazoa, Brachiopoda, Lingulata, Lingulida, Lingulidae. The record is from RefSeq and is a predicted model, not a curated record.